CCGGACACCGGGGCUGUACCGGGCAGCAGGGCGAAAAAUAACCUCAGUUACACUCAGAAGACUCAGAGAGAGAGAGAGAGAGAGAGAGAGAGAGAGAGAGAGUAAUUAUUUUAAAUGUAAAGUUUCUGCAGAGAAGGAAAAGUUAGACUCAACAUGAAGUUUCCUCUGAGGAUAGUUUUACUUCUUUUUCUUGUUUCUGGGACUUUAGCAGAUAUUGGAUUUGAUCUGGGUGACGCUCUCGAUGAUGAUGCAGCUCCAACUCCUGCAAAGCCCAAAGAGCAGCCGAAGGUCCCGGAGAAUACGGGUGGUGGCGAAUUUGACCUGUCUGAUUUUUUCGAUAACCCAGCACCAACACCUGCAAAAGAGCUGCCAAAGGUCCCUGACAAGCCUAAAGAUGACGGUGGAUUUGAUUUGGGGGAUGCUCUCGGCCCAGACCUGAACCCCAAACCUGACAAACCUGCUGUGAAACCCCCACCCGGUGGAGGAGGAGGUGGAGGAUCGUUUGAUGACUCUGAUUUGUUCGAUAUCGGCGGAGGAGAAUACAAACCUGAUGGAGGUCGGUCUGGUGGUCGCUCUGGUGGAGGCGGAGCCGCCGACCCCGGAUAUGAUCCCAACAGUGGAUCUGAUCAGACUCAAGAAGCCGGCGCUGGACCGAUCGCCGGGAUCGUCAGCGCUGUGGGCGUGGCUCUGUUGGGAGCAGCAUCCAGUUACUUUGCUUAUCAGAAGAAGAAGCUCUGCUUUAAAAUACAGGGAGGUCAAGAUCCAGAGGGCGGGAAAGUCCAUCAUGGUGGUCAGUCUGACAAUCAAGUUUUCAGUAACCUCCUCAGGACGUCUUAGAGGUCGACGAUGACGAGUCUGUGACCACCUCUUUCUCCUCGUCCUCCUCCCCCUGCUCCGUCAGGUGUCACCUCUGCUCUGAAAACAAGACUUUCUAUUGGUUCAUCCUGUUUCCUGUUUGUCUGAACUCCACAAACACCCUGACGGCCGUUAACUGAAAGCUUUGUCUCCUGUGUUUCUUUCAUUUUGUUUAAGGUCAUGAAUGUUCCUCCUCGAGUCUUUAAACUUUUACUCUCUGGUGUCACAGCUGCUACAUCGCCGGGGUUUACAGCGGCACACGGGGUGGAUUCGAUAGUUUUAUAACCUCCGUUUGAAAUGUUUUAGACGCCGUCUCAUUGGCAUCUACGAAGGAUUGAACAAAGUUUACACUUUAGUCCUUUAUUUCUUCUUCUCUGGAACGACGUAGAGUUUGUUUGAGCGACGUCUGCCUCCAUCGGAUCUUUUCUUUUAUGUUUGUAUUUCUUUAAGAGAGCGGACAGCUUCAUGCACAAAUCCCCUUAAAAGAGAACUACGGUGGCCCUGAGGGUCAACUGCAGAGUCAUGUCAGUGAAUGCAAGAAAAAAAAACAUUUCACAAAAAGCAGAACUAUUUUAGUUUCAUGAUUUUAUUUUUUAGCAUUUUGUGAAAUGUUUUCAUGAAAUCGUUUGUGCGUUUGACCUUCAGGGGCCACCGUAGAUGUCCUGUAUUUUCAUUGACGUUACUAUGACGACAGAGAUGCGCAUUUAACGCUACAUUGUUAUAUUUGCGGCGUCUCGCGUCAAAAAGUUUUAAACGAUAUCGGCGCCGCUUUAAUCACCGAAUGUGUCGGAGCGAGAUUUAACGUUUGUGCACUGCAGAAUCAUUUCUGUCCGAAGUUUGACUCCGUACAGAUUGAACUUUGUUAAAACGUAAACCUAUAAAUGUUAACGCGUGAUCUGAAAGACGAGCGUUAGCCUCCGUUAGCUCGUUGUUUUUCUGCUCAAACGUGGAGGAGACCAAAACCGAACAAUAAGAAAAAGUAUUAUCUCAUUGAAUUCAAUCAGAGAAACAUAAAUAUGAUGAUUAAGGGGAUCGAGUUAGACUAGUGUCUGCAGGAAAUCGCUGCCCCCUAGUGGUCAAAUUACGGCAAACGCAACUAAAACAAGCAAAAAUCUUUCAUCUUUGUUAGAAAACGUCGUCAUCUUUUUAGACCCCCGUUUGUGUGUGUCAUCAGGUUAUCAGAGUCGUGAUGUCAUGAUGCCCCGCCCCCCUCCUUUCUUUGUGUGAGCUGUAAAUAUUUAGUUUAGCGUGCUUCAAAAUCUUUUACGACGACAGUUUUUCGUUGCGGUUUAUUUCAUGUGAUGAUUCGGUGAAUGUUUCUCCUGUGAGUGGAUUUAAAGUGUGUGAACAUGUUUCCAAUAAAGACGUGGUGUACA
Labrus mixtus (cuckoo wrasse) is the source of this 2231-nucleotide messenger RNA. RefSeq names its product CD99 molecule (gene cd99). Bases 154 to 837 code for a protein of 227 amino acids. Gene Ontology annotation, biological process: homotypic cell-cell adhesion; positive regulation of neutrophil extravasation; T cell extravasation. The record is from RefSeq and is a predicted model, not a curated record. The transcript is spliced from 13 exons. Lineage: Eukaryota; Metazoa; Chordata; Actinopteri; Labriformes; Labridae.